AUGCAAAUUGGAAAUCAUCCGUCCAAUCACAUCAAAUACCCCUCAAUUAUUGUAGUGAACAAGAAGGUCAUGAGGCAGCCUGCAGAUGAGCACUGUGAAAACUACAGAGGAGUAAAAGCCAUGCCUUUUGUUAUAGGAAAUGAGACAUUUGAGAAGCUUGGGAGUACAGGAACCUCGUCCAACUUACUAGUUUAUCUUACUACUGUCUUCCACAUGAAAAGCAUCACGGCCACAACUCUUGUAAAUAUCUUCAAUGGUACCACCAACAUUGCUACAUUACUAGGAGCAUUCCUCUGUGACACUUACUUUGGUCGUUACAAGACACUGGCAGUUGCUUCCGUAGCCUCUUUUCUGGGGAUGUUGGUAAUAACACUAACAGCUGCAAUCUCAAAGCUUCAUCCACCCCAAUGUCGAAGUGGAACACAGGAUACAUGCUCUGCACCAACACCAUGGCAAAUGACUUCUUUACUGAGUGGCCUGGGACUACUCGUGAUUGGAGGUGGUGGCAUUAGGCCAUGUAACGUGGCUUUUGGUGCUGACCAAUUUAAUCCUCAAACCGAAUCAGGAAGGAAAGGAAUCUCCAGCUUCUUCAAUUGGUACUACUUCACCUCCACUUUUGCCAUGAUGAUAUCCUUGACCAUAGUAGUGUAUGUGCAGUCAGAUAUCAACUGGGCUUGGGGGCUAGCAAUUCCUGCUUUUUUGAUGUUCUGUUCAUGUGUUCUCUUCUUCGCUGGUUCAAGGAUUUAUGUCAAAGUUACACCGGAUGGUAGCCCCUUAACAAGUGCAGUUCAGGUAGUAGUGGCUGCAAUCAAGAAGAGGAAACUCGAGCCACCGGCGCAGCCAUGGUUGUCCCUUUUUAACCAAAUUCCAGCUCGUUCCAUCAACUCCACCCUUCCCUAUACUGAUCAAUUCAGAUUUCUCGACAAUGCUGCAAUCUUAACCACGGAAGACCAAAUUAUGUCAAAUGGAUCAACAACCAAUCCAUGGAGACUUUGCAGCUUGCAACAAGUAGAGGAAGUAAAAUGCUUGUUGCGAGUGAUACCCAUAUGGGCUUCAGCUCUUCUAUAUUAUGUUGCUUUGAUUCAGCAGCAAACCUAUGUAGUCUUCCAGGCCCUCCAAUCCAAUAGAGGCCUUGGCAACACCAGUUUCAAGAUUCCAGCAGCUUCUUACGCCAUCUUCUCCAUGCUUGGUCUGACCAUUUGGAUACCUAUAUAUGAUCGCAUCAUAGUUCCAUGGCUUGCCAAGUUCACAAAGAUAGAAGGUGGAAUCACAAUCCUCCAAAAAAUGGGUAUUGGCAUGGUUCUUGGCAUAGUCACAAUGCUUAUAUCUGGCAUAGUUGAAGAGAGAAGAAGAACUUUGGCAAUCAGUAACCCAAUAGUAGACUCAAGAAGUCAUGCCAAUAUUUCUUCUUUGUCAGCAUUGUGGUUCGUGCCUCAGCUGACGGUAGUAGGAAUUUCUGAGGCAUUUACAAUCAUAGCACAAAUUGAGUUGUAUUACAAGCAAUUCCCAGAAAACAUGAGAAGCAUCGGUGGAUCUUUAUCAUUUGUCGGAGUUGCAGCGUCAAGUUACCUUAGUGGAUUUUUAAUAUCUAUGGUUCACCAAAUAACUAAAAAGAGUGCCUGCGGUGACUGGUUGCCUGAAGAUCUUAACAAGGGAAGGCUGGACCUCUUCUAUUACUUGGUUGCUGCACUGGGAACCAUAAAUAUGGGCUACUUCAUAGUUUGUGCAAAGUGGUACAAAUACAAAGGAAAUGGUGGCACGAGCAGGACUCCAGAAAUUGGCGUGGAAAUAAUCUCGCCGGAAAAACCACUUGUCUAA
This is a messenger RNA of Dovyalis caffra, 1818 nucleotides long. The record is from the annotation of a GenBank genome assembly. NCBI's taxonomy places the organism in Eukaryota, Viridiplantae, Streptophyta, Magnoliopsida, Malpighiales, Salicaceae.